Messenger RNA from Lachnellula hyalina, 504 nucleotides. RefSeq lists its product as uncharacterized. The record is from RefSeq and is a predicted model, not a curated record. NCBI's taxonomy places the organism in Eukaryota, Fungi, Ascomycota, Leotiomycetes, Helotiales, Lachnaceae. The transcript is spliced from 3 exons. The coding region runs from base 1 to 504 and encodes 167 amino acids. Gene Ontology annotation, biological process: endosomal transport; lysosome organization; cellular response to amino acid stimulus. Gene Ontology annotation, cellular component: late endosome membrane; Ragulator complex; membrane raft.
AUGGGCAUUUGCUCGUCCUGCCUCGGCCGAGACGGAGACCGUGAUCCAUCCGACGAGGACGAAAGCUCGAGGUUGCUGUUCGACGACCCCCAUGGGAACCACUAUGGUAGUUUCGGUGACCAACAUACCGGGGUAACGCAAGCAGAUGCACAAGAAGUCCAACGAGAAACCGAGGCCUUACAGAAAGUUGUGGCACAGACAUCAAAUCAUCUUGUCGAUAUAUUUGCACUUGUGCCACAGAACGGUACUCCAGCGCCGCCGGCAGUUUUCCCCGCGCAAGACGCCAAGCUACUACGAUACCAAGAUGUUCUGGCAACUAUAUCAACACACGACCAAUCUAACCAGACCAAACGCGCGUCCACCGACAACACACCCAUCGUUUCUGAUGGCUGGAUAUCGGAGGACGACGAUAUGGAGGAAACGAAUCGGCAUACACCGGUCAAAUCAGAAGGCAUAGGACCACUACUUGGAGGGUUCGCAGAUGCGGAGUCGGCCAUGGAGUAG